Trypanosoma brucei brucei TREU927 is the source of this 1155-nucleotide messenger RNA. RefSeq lists its product as hypothetical. Bases 1 to 1155 code for a protein of 384 amino acids. The record is from RefSeq and is a predicted model, not a curated record. NCBI's taxonomy places the organism in Eukaryota, Euglenozoa, Kinetoplastea, Trypanosomatida, Trypanosomatidae. The transcript has a single exon.
AUGGCAGCAGUGAUGAAAUUAGAAAAGUUCUUCGUUGCAACGCUUAUCGUUGCCGUCACGAGGUGCUUCGCAGAGGAAGUGGACACCGUUGCUCCAGGUAAGGCACCACCACAGGACGUAGUAAAUACCUUGUGUGGGGCGAAGCAUUUAUUAGAAGCAGUAAAUAAAAAGGCGGGGACUCUUGCGAGCGAAGUAGAAAAGCAUGUCACUGAUGCGAAGGCUUCUCUAGACGGAACUGUCAAAGCGUCAAAGAGCACGCAGACCUUGUACGAAAAACUGCAGAAGGAUGUAAUGGAUGCGGGCCUUACCGCUGUUGUUGUAGAACGGAUGAAGGGAAUUGCCGACGCCGCUGUCGAGGUGGCGGCGAGUGCCGAGGAAGCUUAUGAAAAAGUGAUACGAACGAAUGAAAGUGUUGGGACAGCCGCAGCGGAGAUAGAAACGAGUUCGAACCACUCCGCGAACCUUAUCGACAAAAUACUAAUGGCCACCGCGGGGGUGGAAGAUAAGGAAACAGAAGAAGACUUUUGCAGUGGUGUUGAAAAUAAAUAUGGUGAUGGCCUCAAGAAUGCGAGUCGGCCGCAUUGUCGACUAUUUGACAACUGUAAGUUGGACGAUAUUAAUGGCAAGGCAUGGCAGCCCACGCACAUGGAGCUGGUAAUCACAUACCAUGGGAUAUGUUAUCGUCUUGACGCGGUAGAACUGUCUAUGGGAAUUGCAAAGGACGCGGCUACGAAGGCAUCGCAGAUGAAGACGCGUGCUGAAGAGGGAAUGGCGUCAGCUUAUCAAGAGUCGAUUGUCGUGGCGAGGGAAAUUGCCGGGGAGGCGGAGAGAAAAAGACUACUAGCAGAAAAGGAGCUGGCGGAAACAAGGGAGAAAGCGGCUGCAGAUGCCAAAGCUCGGAAAGAAGCGGAGGAAGAAAUGAGACGGAGGGCCGAAAGGGAAAGAGCGGAAAAAGAGGAAGCUGUCGCUAGGGCGGAGCGAAUGGAAAAAAAGGGGAAAACAGUAGCCGAAGUUGUGGUGAAGGCUGAACAUGAUCAAAAGGCAAAAGACGGUGCAAGUGACAUCAGCAGCCGGAGAAUCGGAUCCCUAUGGAGUCCAUUGCGCGACGUUUGGUUAAUACUUCCUGCCGCCUCGCUGUGUUUAUGGACUCAAUGA